Priapulus caudatus is the source of this 2040-nucleotide messenger RNA. RefSeq names its product trans-1,2-dihydrobenzene-1,2-diol dehydrogenase-like. Lineage: Eukaryota; Metazoa; Priapulida; Priapulimorpha; Priapulimorphida; Priapulidae. Gene Ontology annotation, molecular function: nucleotide binding. Bases 140 to 1141 code for a protein of 333 amino acids. The record is from RefSeq and is a predicted model, not a curated record. The transcript has 6 exons.
ACAUGGACACUCGCAGCCAGGGCCUGCAAACCUCCCAAAGUUAUACUGCCCUCAAAAAGAGGGAGUCCGUAUAGUAGUCUGAAGUUCAAAAUUAAAGAUUUGCUGAAAAAAUACUAGAGAAAUCUAGUCCCUGAGUAAAAUGGCAUUACGAUGGGGUAUUGCAAGUGCUGGAGCCAUUAGCCAUGACUUUGUGUCUGCAGUCCAGCUGCUGCCAGCUGAGGACCACCAGAUUGUGGCUGUUGGAGCAAGGGGGAUGGAAAGAGCCUCAGCGUUUGCAGAUAAACACAAAAUUCCUCAGGCAUAUGGCUCGUACGAAGAUCUAGCCCAUGAUGUUAAUGUUGAUGUGGUGUACAUCGGCAGCAUUCAUCCAGAACAUGUCAAGCUGUGCAUCCUAUUCCUGAAUGCCAGAAAACGAGUUUUGUGUGAGAAGCCGCUGACCUUAAGCUUGAGAGAUACCCAACUCGUCUUGACAACUGCCAAAGAGAAAAAACUUUUUUUAAUGGAAGGGAUAUGGAGCAGGUGUUUUCCAAUCUAUGAUCAUCUAAAGAAUCACCUAGCUGAAAACAGAAUAGGCAACGUUGUUGCACUGCGGGCAUCCUUUGGUAUUGCCUGCAAGGACGUUGAGAGAAUCAUGGAGAAGGAAUUAGGUGGUGGAGCUACAAUGGAUUUGGGGAUUUAUCCUAUACAGUUUGCUAACUGGGUAUUUGGAGAAACUCCCCAGCGUGUAGUUGCUGCAGGACAUCUUACCAGUACUGGUGUUGAUGAGUCAGCAAGUAUAACACUUCUGUACAGUAACAACAGAAUUGCACAGCUUUUCACCUCAGUAGCGGUCCCCUUGGAUAAUGAAGCAGUCGUGUAUGGAACGAACGGAACUAUCACAAUUAUUCCUGUUCAGCAUCCUACGAAAAUGACCAUACACCAGUACCUUCCAAAUGGAGUCAUUACUCUCGAAGAUCCUGAAAUGGAUUCUGCAGUAAGCUUCAACUAUACUAAUGGUGCAGGCAUGCGCUACGAAGCUGAACACGUACGGAAAUGUGUUAAUGAAGGUUUGUUAGAAAGUGACAUUAUGCCACACAAAGAAAGUGAAGCCAUUGCAAAAAUACUAGAAGAUGUUGUUCAGGCUAUUGGCGUAUAUUACUGAAUAUGUGGUGGCCAAUGUGAUUCAUAAAUGUGAAACCUAGCUUUUAUCAGGUUUAACUAUUUUGCUCCUGAUAUUGUAACCAGUAACGUCUCAAAUUAAAUGGCAUGAUAAUGUAAAGUUUGCUAUUGUGGUGGGGGUAAUAAAGAUAUCUGUGAUAAUGAUUGACAUUGAUAUAAAUAACUACCAGGGUUGUACCCAGUGAGGAGAGACAGGGGAGGGGGGCUGUUGCUCCCUUGACCAAUAUAGGUACCAUUAUGUCGUAAAUGGCCAACAGCUAACUGUCCUUGGUCGUCUGCCCAGGGCACCAACUGUGUGUGGCUUCCCCCCCCCCAGACAAAACGAGUUAGCUACGUUCCUGAUAAAAGAUAGCUGUGCUAAUGAUUGACAUCGAUAUAAAUAUUUACCGCUCCUGUUAAACAUGCCAUUUCUGAAUAUGAUCAUAAGUUAUGCGUAAUAACCCAUAGGUAGACUAGGUCUAGUAUUUUGUGAAGUUGUUGCCCUAGAAUGUGAAAGACUUAGCAAUAUAUAUUUUUAUGGCUGAGUUUACAUUUAUGUAAUUUUUGUAAAAUUAUGUAGUCUGAUUGUUCGGGCAACAGAGUUUUAUGGACCUCAAAAAUCGAUGUUACCCUCAGCCUUCUUUUCUCGGGCAACAUUGAUUUUGUCAUUCUAGAAAUCUGCCUCCCAAAUGCCCUCCCAGCAUCUGACGUCAUAAUUAUUUCUUACAUUUCAUACAUAUAAUUGGAAAAUGUAUCUCAUAUAAUUUAUAUGGUAAGGAUAAAAUGUGCAUAUACAUGUUGGUUUUUGUUUAAUACUUUAAAACUUAAUCAGUAUUUCAGUAAAGUAGAUACUAUAGUAUAUAUAUAUAUGUAUAUUUAUAUAUAUGUAUAUGUAUAUGUAUA